Molecule: messenger RNA, 6641 nt
Organism: Ictalurus furcatus (blue catfish)
Lineage: Eukaryota; Metazoa; Chordata; Actinopteri; Siluriformes; Ictaluridae
Gene: myof
Product: myoferlin
Exons: 55
Coding region: 200-6382 (2060 amino acids)
Biological process (GO): plasma membrane organization
Cellular component (GO): membrane
Source: RefSeq, a predicted model, not a curated record
GGUAUCAUGUUGAAUGUGUGUAAAUCCACACCCUCCUCCCAGUGUCCUGCCCUACAGAUCCUUUGCUUUAACUUCCAUGAGGAAACAAAACUGAGGACUACAGCAAAAACACGCAGACAUGAUGGCAGGAUUAAAAAAAAAACCUUAACAACUUUUUUUUUUUUGGAUUGUGUUGGGGUUUUUUUGACGUGCAUCAGUUAUGCUGCGUGUUGUGGUUGAGUCUGCUUCGGGUCUUCCUAAAAAGAAGCUCGGCAGUCCGGACCCCAUCACAUCUGUGGUGUUUAAAGGUGAAACAAAGAAAACUCGGUCCAUCAACAAUGAAAUUAAUCCUGUCUGGAAAGAGACACUCGAAUUUGAUUUAAAGGGUUCCCCUCUUGAUUCCUCCUCCUUCAUUGAUGUGAUUGUAAAAGACUUUGAGACUCUUGGAAAAGACAAGUUUAUUGGCUCUGCAAAAGUCUACUUAAAAGACCUAGCAAGUGGUCAAGUAAAGUCAAUCCCUUCAAAGAAUUUGGCUUUAGUCAAUGACAGUGGGCAAAAUAUUGGAGCCACGAUCGAUCUCGUCAUUGGUUAUGAACCGCCAGCUAACGCUCCUCCGAACCCAAAUGAUCAACAUGAUGGUGGUGUGGCAGGGAAUGCAGGUGGGGCUGAUGGAGAUGAAGAUGCCGCUGAUACGGGGGGUUUACCAUCUUCUGCUCAGCCGGGCCAAAAUUCUCAACGGAGGACUAGAAAACAGCGGCCUUUAUCCAACAAACCGCAGGACUUCCAGAUCCGGGUCCGGAUCAUCGAGGGUCGCCAGUUGCCUGGAAACAACAUAAAGCCUGUUGUGAAAAUAAAUGUGUGUGGAGAGACCCACAGAACUCGCAUCAAAAGAGGAAAUAACCCCUUCUUUGAUGAGAUGUUCUUCUACAAUGUCCACAUGCUGCCAUCAGACCUUUUUGAUCAACAUGUCAGCAUUCGGGUGUACAACUCUUCAUCACUGAGGUCUGACAGUCUUAUGGGAGAAUUUAAGAUUGAUGUCGGCUACAUCUACGACGAACCAGCUCACUGUGUCAUGAGGAAAUGGCUGCUUUUAAAUGACCCUGAUGACUCGAGCUCUGGAGCAAAGGGCUACCUGAAAGUCAGCAUGUUCAUCGUGGGGACCGGGGACGAUCCUCCGGUGGAGAAGAGGGAGCGAGACAGUGAUAAUGAUGAUGUAGAGAGUAAUCUUCUGCUGCCAGCUGGAGUCGCACUGAGAUGGGUUACACUGCAGCUCAAGGUGUUUCGUGCCGAGGAUGUCCCCCAAAUGGAUGACUCCAUCUCUCAGUCUUUGAAAGAGGCAUUUGGAGGAGAAAGCAAUAAAAAGAAUCUAGUCGAUCCAUUCAUCGAGGCCUGGUUCGCUGGGAAGAAGCUGUGCACAAAAGUAAUUGAGAAGAAUGCAAACCCUGAAUGGAACGAACUGCUUAAUCUUCAGGUUAAGUUUCCAUCUAUGUGUGAACGGAUCAAACUGACUGUAUUCGAUUGGGAUCGCCUCACGAGAAAUGAUGCCAUAGGCACUACGUACUUGAAUCUGACAUCAAUAGCGUCCUCUGGUGGUGAAGUCGAAGACGAGGAUCCAGGAAAUGGGUUUCCAGGAUAUACAGGAGAAACUGGGGAGUCUGGAAUUGGUUUUCUGCCUGCAUUUGGCCCAAGCUACAUUAACCUUUAUGGCGGCCCAAGGGAGUUUACAGGAUUAAUUGAUCCUUAUGAAGACCUUAACUUUGGAAAGGGUGAAGGGGCUGCCUACAGAGGACGAGUACUCAUCGAGCUUUCCACGAAACUUGAGGGAAAGGCAGAUAAGGAAGUGGAGGCCAUACCGAAUGAUGACAUCUUGGUUGCUCAGAAAUACCAACGAAGGAGGAAGUACUGCCUGUGUGCUGUGUUCCACAGUGCCACUAUGAUACAAGAGCCCGGGGAGCCUAUUCAGUUUGAAGUUAGCAUUGGGAACUAUGGCAACAAGCUGGACUCUACAUGCAAACCUCUCGCUUCAACCACUCAAUACAGCUGUGCCAUGUUUGAUGGUAAUCACUACUACUACUUGCCCUGGGCUGACACAAAGCCUGUUGUUGCCGUGAUGUCAUUUUGGGAGGAUAUCAGUCAUCGCUUAGAUGUUGUUAACAUCAUUCUCCACAUUGCAAACCGUUUGGAAGAUAAUAUCACCGAGCUGAAAACUGCAGUACAGGCUAAGGUCUCAGACACAAAACUGUUUGAGAUUUGGAACAAGCUUUUAAGCCAACUCAUGGAGGACAUUAGCAGCUGUAAACUCCCAGACCUGGAGGGUGUGGCUAACCUCACAGCCCUGGACAUCCAGAUUAAGAAGCUACGAGACAGCACCUUCAAGAGCAUCCUGACCGCAGCUCAGUACAUGUUACAGGAGAGUGAUAACAUUACAGAGAGUGUGGCCACUAUUGACAGCUGGCUGGACAAACUUAAACAACUGGCUGAGGAGCCCCAGAACAGCAUGCCUGAUGUGAUUAUCUGGAUGUUGAGAGGAGAGAAACGGGUGGCCUACAGUCGCAUUCCAGCUCAUAAAGUUCUGUAUUCAGUGCAGAGCGAGGAGGCGUGUGGCCAGUUCUGUGGAAAAACCCAGACCAUCUUUCUAAAGUACCCAAUGGAUAAAAACAAGGGUUCCAAGAUCCCUGCAAAAAUACGGGUGAAUAUGUGGCUGGGAUUAGCUGCAGUCGAGAAAAAGUUCAAUGCUUAUGCUGAGGGCACAUUCACUGUUUUUGCAGAACUGUAUGAGAACCAGGCGAAAAUGUUGGGCAAAUGGGGUACUUCGGGUCUGCUGAAUCGCCCUAAGUUCUCUGACGUAACUGGCAAAGUGAAACUAAAGCAGGAGUAUUUUAUGCCCCCUGGAGGUUGGCAGUGGGAUGGUGACUGGUUCGUGGAUCCAGAGAAAAGUUUGCUGACGGAGGCUGAUGCGGGACACAGUGAGUUUGUGGACGAAGUAUUCGAGAAUCAGACUCGUUAUCCUGGAGGAGAGUGGGCAGCAGCGUCAGAACCGUAUACAGAUGUGAAUGGAGAGAAGGCUCGUCCCCCAGAGGAGAUAGAGUGCCCACGUGGAUGGAAAUGGAUGGAUGAGUGGACCUUUGAUGAGAAAAGGGCAGUGGAUGAGAGAGGUUGGGAAUAUGGCAUCACGAUUCCUCCUGAUGAUAAGCCUAGGUCAUGGGUGGCAGCUGAGAAAAUGUACCAUAUCCACCGCCGUAGAAGAAAAAUCCGACCGCGCAAAAAAGUGGCUGGUGAUGCCUCAGCAACUGAGAAGAAAGAUACAGGAGAUCCAGAAGGUUGGGAGUUUUCUUCUCUUAUUGGAUGGAAGUUCCACCAAAAGGAGCGCUCCUCUGAUACGUUCCGCCGACGCCGCUGGAGAAGGAAGAUGGGACCUUCUGAUAGCAUCGGGGCGUCAGCCAUCUUUAAAUUAGAGGGGGCACUGGGAAUUGAUAUGGAAGGAAAGGGGGAUGAGAAGGGUUCAAAAUCAGAUGCCACUAACUUGUUUGGAGCCAAUACACCCAAUGUGUCAUGUACUUUUGACCGAGCCUAUGAAUACCACCUACGGGUCUACGUUUACCAGGCCAGAAACCUGCUUGCCUUGGACAAAGAUAGUUUCUCGGAUCCAUAUGUGCAUGUGUCAUUCUUGCACAUGAGCCAGACCACAGAAACAGUCAAGUCCACCUUGAACCCAACUUGGGAUCAAACUCUUAUCUUCAACAGAGUGCAAAUCUAUGGGGAUCCCCAAACCAUUGCCUGCAACCCUCCUCAAGUUGUGUUGGAGAUAUUCGACAAUGACCAAGUGGGCAAAGACGAGCUGUUGGGUAGGAGUAUCUGCCUGCCAUUAGUGAAACUGAACCCAGCCAUGGAUGCAUCUCCUAAGCUUCUCUGGUGCCCUGUCAUGCACAAGGAAGUGCCUGCUGGACAAAUACUGGUUUCUGCAGAGCUCAUUUUAAGGAACAAGGGAAAUGAGACUGAACUUCCCCUUGCCCCAUCAAAGAGAGGAGACAUGCUAUACAUGGUGCCUCAGGGGGUUCGUCCUGUAGUGCAGCUCUCUGCCAUAGAGAUUCUGGCAUGGGGUUUGCGCAACAUGAAGCCCUACCAGUUGGCACCUGUGACCUCCCCAAGCUUGGUGGUGGAGUGUGGAGGUGAGAGGAUUCAGUCUGCAGUCAUCAAGACCAUGAAAAAGAGCCCCAACUUUCCUGGAAAUGUUCUUCUUUUGAAAGUGCUCUUGCCCAAAGAGGAGAUGUACACACCUCCAAUUGUGCUGAAAGUUAUUGAUCAUAGGCCAUUUGGGAGGAAGCCUGUAGUAGGCCAGUGCACCAUUGACUCACUGGAAGAAUACAGAUGUGACCCGUAUAGCACCAUGGCUGAAGUGGCUAUGUCAUCUAAAGUGGCUUUAAUGGCAGCCGCCCCUCAAGAGCUCCAUAUAAACAUAGAGGAAAGACCUCUUCUCGAAACACAGUUUAUGCACGGCAUCUCAACAGCGUUUGACAAAAUGGCCCCAUCUUUUCCACUCCGUCAAGAGAAGGAGAAAGAGAUGAUUGAUUGGUGGAGUAAGCUUUAUGCUUCAAUUGGAGAACAUGAGAAAUGUGGCCCAUACCUUCAGAAAGGAUAUGACACCCUGAAGGUGUUCAACUGUGAACUUGAAAACGUGGCUGAUUAUAAGGGGCUAACAGAUUUCUGUUCCACCUUCAAACUCUACCGUGGAAAGAGCGACACCGGUGAGGACGAUCCCUCUGUAGUCGGGGAGUUUAAGGGAUCCUUCAAGCUCUACCCGCUUUCAGAUGACCCGGCCAUACCUUCACCUCCACAGCAGUUCAGAGAGCUUCCUGACAGCGGCCCUCAGGAGUGUAUCGUCAGGAUCUAUGUGAUCAGAGCAGUUGACCUGCAACCCAAAGACAACAACGGUUUAUGUGAUCCAUACAUUAAGAUCAGUUUGGGAAAGAAGACUAUGGAUGACAGAGACAAUUACAUACCGAAUACCCUAAACCCAGUGUUUGGAAGAAUGUUUGAGAUGUCCUGCUUCCUCCCUCAAGACAAAGACCUGAAGAUCUCCGUUUAUGACUUUGACCUGCUUACUCGUGAUGAGAAAGUUGGAGAGACGGUGAUUGACCUGGAGAACCGGUUACUUUCUCGUUUCGGGUCCUACUGUGGUCUGCCGCAGACUUACUGCAUAUCUGGGUCAAAUCAGUGGCGAGAUCAGCUGAAGCCGUCGCAGAUUCUUCAGCACCUUGCACGUCUGAAGGGAGUGUCUCCUCCUAGAUCUGAGGACAACGGGAACACCUUAACGUUCAAUGGGCGAGAAUAUCAGCUCUCUGACUUUGAGGCUAAUAAAGAAAUUCACCAGCACCUGGGCCCACCGAAUGAGCGGAUCGCACUGCAUGUUCUCAGGACACAAGGCCUUGUUCCAGAGCACGUGGAAACCAGAACACUCUACAGCACCUUCCAACCCACUCUGUCUCAGGGAAGUCUUCAAAUGUGGGUUGAUGUUUUCCCCAAAAACCUUGGACUUCCUGGACCUCCUUUUGAUAUUACCCCACGCAAGGCUAAAACACAUAUGUUGCGCGUCAUCAUUUGGAACACCACUGAUGUCAUUUUGGAUGAAACCAGCAUCACUGGAGAGAAGAUGAGUGACAUCUAUGUGAAGGGGUGGAUGGCAGGAAAAGAGGAGGACAAGCAAAAGACUGAUGUCCAUUAUAGAUCUCUUGAUGGUGAUGGAAAUUUCAACUGGCGAUUUGUCUUUGAGUUUGAUUAUCUGCCUGCUGAGCAACUGUGCCUGGUUUCCAAAAAGGAACAUUUUUGGAGUCUCGACAAAACAGAAUUCCGGAUUCCACCUCAGCUGAUCGUUCAGAUAUGGGACAACGAUAAGUUCUCCCUGGAUGAUUAUCUUGGCGCUGUUGAACUGAAUCUGAACAAUCUCAUCUCCCCUGCUAAAAUACCUGAGAAAUGCAGCCUGCACAUGCUGGAUAAUGUAACUAAAUCACCUCAGAAAUUCGACCAGUCCAAGUCCCUGUUUGCCCAGAAGUCGGUCAGAGGAUGGUGGCCCUGCUACAUUGAAAAAGAUGGAAAGAAGGAGCUUGGUGGGAAAGUGGAGAUGACACUGGAGAUAGUGAAUGAGAAGGAGGCAGAUGAGAGGCCAGCAGCAAAAGGCAGAGAUGAACCCAACAUGAAUCCAAAGCUCAACCCACCAAACCGACCAGAAACUUCCUUCUUCUGGUUCACCAACCCAUGCAAGACCUUGAAGUUCGUUGUCUGGCGGAGAUUCAAGUGGCUGUUUAUCGGCUUGAUUAUAUUGAUAUUAGUGCUGCUGUUCCUUGGAAUUCUUCUUUAUUCAUUACCGAACUACAUCUCAAUGAAAAUUGUGCAACCGAUUAAAUGAGAUGGACAUCAGCUGUGGAGCGACAGUCAGCCAGAACACACAUUUUGUAUUAACGGAUCCAAAGUAUUGUUGAGGAGCUAUGCUGAAAUACAGAGUUUUACCGCACCCACUAUACAUUUUUAUAUAGGAUUUUAUCUUAUUCACACCAUCACACUCACGACAAUGGGCUGUUUUAAUAACAGUCAUUUAAUAGCUUAAUCUAUGUUAUUGAAUUCAAAAACUCAUAUGUAAAAUACAUAAUAAAGAACAUUUUAAAUGA